AUGCCCGGGCCUGAACCACACGAACCUCUCUCUUCCACCUCCACUCGAUCUCGCUCCGAUAUUCCUUCGUCCUCACCGGAACCCGCGGACGCAGAAAUGGCGGAUGUGGCCCCUCCAGAGCCUGAAGCUCAACCCCAAGAAUCGGCCAGUAUCGUUGAAGAAGAACCUCCGGCGGAGGUACAAGACAACUUGGUGGUUCCGGAACCGGCACCUACUGAGGAAGAAGGAACAGCAGCAGUAGAAGCAGAAGUCCCCAGCGAAGACCCCAGUUCGACGCCUCCCCCGCCACCCGAGCCUCGCAACAACAUCCCAGAAUGGGUAAACUUUGAAGAAGACUGGUCAAAGCCAAGUGACGAGGAGAUGGAAGAGCUGAGGCUGAGAGAAUCUAGGGGUACAGAGCUGAAUGCACUGGACGUUCCCGGUAUGGAGAAGCGCAUCUAUUCAAAUGUGGACAUCCCAGACACGCGGCCGAUCAAGAAGUUGCGCCUCAGCUGGGUCAUCAAGGGAGUUAGAGGGACCAAGGAUAGACCAAACCAUUCCAGAGUCAUGGUUUCACCCCCUGCUGUUGUGGAUGGGAACUAUUGGCAAAUCAAAUUUUACCCGCGUGGCCAUACCUCUACAUCUUACAGUGCUUACAUCAAAUGCAGCAGAAGACCUCCAAAACCGGACACCAAAUCCUCUGAAAGCACAUUCUCAUUCUUCGAAGGGCCUCCAGAUGCGGAUUUUGGCAGUGGCGCCGUUCCAACUAUGACUCUCAAAACCGAACGGACCGUGAAGAAAGACGACCAUUCUUCAACCACACCCUCCACAGCCUCUGCCGGCCAAAAACAAGACAACCAACCACCUUCCGAAGGAGGAAGUCCCAGUGUCCCUGAUCCUGGCCAUGAUGAGGUGCUAGACGUGCAGACGACUUCAGACACCGGAGACGGGGAUUGGCGGCUGUCUGCCCAGCUUGGUGUGGUGAUGUACAACCCCGAAGAGCCACGUACUUGUGCGUAUGCCUCCACUGAAGGUCAAUUCUCCAAGUAUGUGGAUGACUGGGGCUGGUCGAGUGUCGCAGGCCCUUGGAGAGAGGCACACCUCCGGCAGCACUUGCAAAGAGCACCGCUCUUACAGAACGACACUAUUGCAAUUGACGCCUACAUCCGCAUUUUCAAUGACCCGACGAAGGCCUUGUGGUGGCGGAGCUCUGAUGCCGAACCUCACUGGGACUCGAAAUCGCUGGCAGGGUAUUUCCCCAUGGGAACUCCUCCACUCUACCAUAGCCCUGCCGUGGCAGGGAUGACCGCGUGGCUUCUUUUGGCCCCUUUUCGCAAGCUGCUGCAGCGCGUCGACACCGGGAGCUGGCGACAUAAUUCCCAAGUCCGACCAAAGCCAUUCAUCGCGCAACUCCAAAUGAUACUCUUUCUGAUGCGGACGUCAAGGAAAGAACGUGAAACUUAUGUGGACUUGUACCCUGCGAUCCAGGCCAUGAAAGAUGUUGGAGAAGAAUACACUGAUGUUCACACCUUCUGGGAAGCCUUUCGACGGACGAUCGAACUUGAAUUGGAUGACGAUGAAGAAAGCUUGAGAUCCCUGAGAGCAAUCUUUGAUGGUCCAAGCGGCCCAAUUUCAUUGCCGCCAUUGCCCGUGGAGAACGUGCUCGAUGUCCAGCAAACACUAACCCGUACUUUGAGGGACUUGAAUUUCAAAGGAUGUCUUCCCGAUUUUUUGCCUCUUUUGCUCGCACGGGACAAGUUUGACAAGACCACCCGCGAAUGGAGGCUACUAUAUGACCGUGUGAUCUUGAACGAUGAAAUCGAUGUUUCGGAAUUCAGUACCAGCGAAGGUGGCAAAUACACCCUUUAUGGAUUCAUGGCCCAUGCUGGCGUAAGGAAUUCGGGGAAAUUUUACACGGUUUUGCGGCCGAAUGGACCUAACGCAAUGUGGCUGGCUUUUGAGGACGGUGAUGGUAACCAGGUGUUUUCCUACAACCGGAAGAUAAUACAAGCAUUUGAAGGACUCGAAGGACAGGCUCUGAAGGAUUUCAACUCAACCCGAACAACUGCUUAUAUGGCAAUGUACAUCAAGACGAGCUGCUUGGCUGACUAUCUGCCCGGAGGUCUGGAACCGUAUCAACUCCCGAAAUGGCUCGCGCCGUACCUGGAUUCUUCGUAUCAGGAGGCGCAUGGAAACUUUACAGAAGAUGCCACCGAUGGGGACUUGCAAGAAAUCAGCAUUGAGGUCUACUCCGACGAAGGCAUCACCGGCCGGGAAGGCCUGCUGGACAUGUACAACAUCAAACAACAAUCUCGACACAAAGGCAUGUUUCAUCUGCUGAGCUCGCCGAGAUGUGCAACCUAUCAGGAUCUGAGGCAACGCCUUGCCGCAAAGCUUGGAAUUAGUGAUCCUCAGACGAUUCGACUUUUUGGGAUGGGUUACAGUGGCAUUGGACAUUAUGCAACUGCUCAACUGGUCAACGUUCACCUCACCGAGGCGAUAGGCAAUGGCUGUUUUCCAGGUCAGCCGUUAUGCUUGUGGAUGUCGGUACUCAGCAAGGAUGAGGUUGAAUUGUUUGGGGAGCCAGACAAAACGAACGAUCCAGUGGAUUCGGAUCUCUUACGCUCAAGCAGCCAGACUUCGGAUUCAGCCAGUGUCGCCAACGAGAACGAAGAACAGGUUGCUGCUCCUGAUGCCGAGCAAGCUUCAGUUCGAGCAGCUGUUGAGGCUGACAUUGACCGCGUCGCAAACACCAGACAACAACCAUCCGCUGUGGCCGUGGAAGUUAAUGACCAAGACACGCCCAUGCAGCUCGAGAUCCCGCCUCCAACCGCCGAAGAAAGCUUGACUGCGAAUGUGCCUCAUGGUCAUCUUAUUGACGCGGCAGCACAUGUCGAUGUGACAAGUCUGCUAGUCAAUGCUGAGACGGCACUCACGUCAGCACCGGGACUGUCGACACUGUCUCAAGCCGAAGAAUCCUUGAUUGCUGCAGUCAUCUCCGAGGACUCUGAAGCCAUGGAUUUUGUGAUGAACUCCGGAUCUGCUUCCACCGACCAUUCGGCCUCGCAAUCCAGCGAAUCGUCGCAGUCUUCGUCACCACCCCCUGAAAAGCAAGGCCCGGUUGAUAACAUCUACGGCUUUCUCCAGAUGUUCGACGUCGACACGCAGACUUUCCGUGUCCAGGGAACAUUCUUUGCCAGGUCCGAAGAAAAGGUGAGAGACUUUGUGCAGAGACGCUUUGGAUAUGGGCCGGACAAGCAAUUUAUCGCCUGGCGUCGACAUUCAACCGUCGAUGGAAGCAUUGUGGGGUCCGAGGAUACAUUCUUGGACCCCAGGUUUGUCAACGGUUGUGAUCUUGUCGUUUACGAGCCGGUGUCCGAAACUCGCGUGAAGGAGCUUGAGAAAGAAGGCAAAUUCGCUACACCCCACGAGCUCUCGACCUACCUGCGGAUGGUGGAGCGACGACAUCCCAUACAAUCCGUGACAACCACCGAGCCUGUCGAGCUUGCGGUUUUUGGAACCGACUACUACAAAGGACCUCUGGUCAAUGGGCUCUGUCACGGGGCCAGGUGUUUCAGCAUCAGCUCCACCGGCAAUAUCUACGAAGGACCACUUGUCUGUAACGUCAAAUGCGGCAAAGGAGGCAAGAUGACGUAUUGCAACGGCGACACCUACGAAGGGGAAUGGUACCAGGAUGAACGUCACGGCCAAGGGACUUUUGUGGAAGCCAGAACGGGGAACAAGUACGUCGGCGGCUUUGAGAACGGCAAGCGCUGGGGAAUGGGAACCACGUACUGGCAGGUCGCGGAUGAGCAAGCGGACUUGUGCCAGAUCUGCUACGGCAACGAGAUCGACGCAUUGUUCUUCGACUGUGGCCACGUGUGUGCUUGUGUUGAGUGCGCCAGACAGUGUGAGCUCUGCCCCAUUUGCCGGAAGACGGUGAAACAGGUGGUCAAGAUGUUUCGAGCUUGA
This is a messenger RNA of Fonsecaea nubica, 3951 nucleotides long. RefSeq lists its product as hypothetical. Lineage: Eukaryota; Fungi; Ascomycota; Eurotiomycetes; Chaetothyriales; Herpotrichiellaceae. Gene Ontology annotation, molecular function: cysteine-type deubiquitinase activity; protein binding. Gene Ontology annotation, cellular component: cytosol. Gene Ontology annotation, biological process: protein deubiquitination. The transcript has a single exon. Bases 1 to 3951 code for a protein of 1316 amino acids. The record is from RefSeq and is a predicted model, not a curated record.